AUGUGCGCUUCGUUUUUUAAGCCCGAUUCCACUAACCUCAUUCAAGACAAUUAUAACAGCACACGGAAAUACAGCUUUCCUGGUAGUGCUGCUGAUUUUAAGGACGUAGUAUGCGCGGUUGAAUCGAUUUCGAUGUAUAACUCUGAAUACAACACUGAUGCAACUCAGUUUUAUAACAAUUCAUUUAAAAUCGAAGUUCCAAUCGCUGGAACCACAUCCACUGUAUCGACAGCCCUCGUAAAUGCCGGAGCUUAUUUAAUUAACCCAUCCGGUGAGAAUGUACUAACAAAAAACAACGUUUAUUACGCGACACAGAUCGAUUUCUCAGCAGCUCCAACUACACUACCUACAGCUGGCGGUACUUGGACAUGCCCUGCAAGUGGUCUUUAUUCCUCGGGUGGUACUGAUCUCCCUACGACGACUCGUGUCCCCCGCUUAUUCAUUGAUAAUGCUGCUUUUGGUAAAGUAGUAGGAUUGACUACUGGUACGUAUCCUUCAGCGCCUGCAACAGUUUCAAGUGCUCAGCUAUCAAAUAUCAUUCCUCAGAUCCAUCCUACAUCUUCUUACAUCGCCCGUUGUGAUCUAAUUAAGAACGAGUAUGUAGUCUCUGGCGAUAUUCUUAGUGCAUUUGAUCGCGGCGAUGCUAAAAAUGGUCAACUAAUCAGCUAUUAA
Molecule: messenger RNA, 672 nt
Organism: Plasmopara halstedii
Lineage: Eukaryota; Oomycota; Peronosporomycetes; Peronosporales; Peronosporaceae
Exons: 2
Coding region: 1-672 (223 amino acids)
Source: RefSeq, a predicted model, not a curated record